CGCCUUUUGACAUUUUUCUCUUGUAAGGAAGUUUUAUUUUCAUUUCUAUUUACAGAUUUAUGGUUUUAAUAAAAAUAUUUAUGAAGAAACGAAAAAUAAAUAAACGCAUUGAGAGAUAAACGAUCGUUUUAAAAACUAAAUCGUGUUUCAAUUCAUCGUGCAAGGGUUCAAUAAACUUGUAAGUCAGAUCGGUAGUGAGGCCUUUUAGAAAUGUCAUUAUUGGUUAUUGAUAUUUAUAGCGAAUGUUUAGUGUAUUUUAGCUAAGUUUCUCAGUUGUUAUUAGUGUUUAAAUAUACUGAUAUGGAUAACCAAAACCCCCAAGAGAGGACUGUUCCAAUACAAUACGUUCGUGGAUCAAGAGCUUUUCGUCAGUUUAAGAAUCCGCCCCAGCCUCAUAUGUGCAUUCAAGACACAAUAAAGGAUACAACAGAGAAACUUUACAUAAACGUACUGGGAUGGCAGAAAAUCGCUAACCCCAAACAAUAUUCGGAUCCAAUACCCUUAUAUGGUGGGAUGCAGGUACAUCAAGGCUGUGCGCCUAACAGUAAUCGACCUCCAUUGCUAGUAUUUGCAGUAAUGGUUAACCCUGAUAUAUUGAAAGCUAAUGGCAAAAAUGCUUCCAACCCAACGGAUAGGGAAGCUUUAGUCAGUCUGUUAUGUGACUUCGUGGAGGCUAUGAACCCUGGGCUGGUGCUAACGAGGAAUCCUGUUAUAUUAAAAGAUAGAGAUUUAGCUGGGGAGCUGAAAGAUGUGUGGCUGGCCGUACAAAACAAAAGGGAACGAGAAAAAGGCUUAAAUCAAGACGUUAUGUAUAAGGUUUAUGAUAUUGAUGGUAUUGGAAAUGAGGAUGUCAAUGAAGACGAUCAAACAAAUGGCAGAAACUGUAAACCAUACGAUAAUGGAACUACGAACCGAACACAGAACUGUGAGAAGAAGAACACAGUGAAAUCAUCCAAGCAGAUACUCAAAAAUGCUGGUCAGAAGUCUGAAUUUGAUUCAGGAAUGAACAACUGUCAAUUGAAUCAAAAUCAUUUGAACAGAGACAAUAGAAGUGGGAACACAGAUGCAGACACAACUUACUGUACACCUGUGUAUGGACAGAUAGUGUCAAGUAGAGAAAAUCACAACCAAAUCAAUGACAUACAACAGAAAUUCUCAACAAAUGAAAUGACCAAACCAUCUAGUUCAUUUAAAAAAGAUUGGCAAUCUCCACCAGGGAAACCUUCACAAGGUUGGGAUGAAUUUUCAAAACGCAUUCUAUCAAUAAAACCAAAUGACGGUGAAAUUAAAAAGCAAAAAUCUAAGACAGAAAAGACAAACAAACCAGUGAGCAAUGGCAAGUCCCAUUUCGAUUUUUUCCCAGUGUUUGACAAUAAAACUACUGUAAGCGAUGAGCCCCAGACGCCGACAGACGCUACAGGUAAAAGUUUAGUAAAGGAACAAGAAAUAGAAAAUGAAGACAAUUCUAAAAUAAUUAUAGACCCAAUGCAGAAGCUAGUUCUGCAUUCGACUGAUAACAAAUUAUGUGAUAAUAAGACAAGUGCUCUCAGCUCAUUUAGCUCAUAAUUUCAUAGCUUUUACAGAAAACUUUUGUAUGGCGAUAUGUAUUGGCUUAAAUGUUGUUUACGAGACAUGUAUUUAAAAAUAGGAUGAACAAGGUGGCUAGUCAGUACACGGAUAGAACAAAAUAGUGAUUCAGAUUUAUUAUUUUAUUAUGUGGAAUGUAUCAAUAGUUUGCAUGUGUUAGGAUGGAUACUUUUAAUCAUAAAAUCGACCAAUUUAAAUUAAUUUUUCAAUCUCAUUCUGAUCCUGAUGUCUCGUGAUGAUGAGUGUAUUGUUGUGUGGAGCAGGAACCGAAGUGCGACAUAUAUUACAAUAUCUGCAUCUCUGUUGGCCAUUUUUUCUAGUUACAGGCACUGAGAUGAGGAUAUUGUAAGGUUAAGGAUAUUUUUUGCAUGCAGUGUGAUUGCUAAAGACAAUGGUUGUGUAUUUUUCUUAGUGUUUUAUAAAAUGGUGGCCAAAUCCACGAUUUCCAAGCACUCAUUUUUGUAUAGUAACUGAGUGAUUUUGUAUAUUGCUGUAUAUUUUUCAUUGUUGCCAAUUUUAUAAUGAAAUAUCAAAAUUCGAAUAUUAAAUUUAUUGCUCAUUAAAUUAAACUUCGAGAAAGAAUUAUUUAAAAUUAUCGAAACUGACAAUCAAUGUAAUUAUUUGCAUUUAAGAGUUUUCGCUUAUUACUAAAUAUGAUCUCUUAAUAAUUAUAAGAAAUUGUUAUAAAGUUUGUCAUUCUAUGCGAAUGUUGCCCACGAGUAUCCAACACUGCCAUGUGACGCUUCAUUCUCCCCUUUCCACUUGUAUCCAGAUACAUUACUUUGUCUCCACUCUUUGAACUUUAUAAAUAGUAUUAUUACAUGUUUGUUAUAUAGAUUAUAGAGAUAGUUUACACAGAUAUAGUAUGUACUAAGUUUUUAUAUUAUGUGCAAUUUUAUAAGUCGUCUUUUUAUUUUUAAUCAACGUCGCGCGAGUGCCGGCCCCGCGGAGGCUCGCCGACACGUGGACAUGUUUAUCAUUUUAAUAUAUUUGAAACAGAAAUGUGUCUGUCGUUCAGAUUUUCUAUAAUCAUUUUAUUAUUACAUUUUCUUAAAGUUUUGUAAUUAAUUCAAAUAUAUUCAAUGAAUGGUACACGGCUGUUAUCACAUAAUAUUUCGAGUGAUAAAUAUUCAAUUAAAAUAAUGUACUAAUUAUGUCUCAUUACCCAAAAGACUAUCAACGAAUUAUUAUUAAAUGUAAUAUAUCGAAACGAAAGCCCAAAAAAUUAAAUAUUUAUAAAUUUAGUUUAUGGACAAUACUCACAAACAUUAGAAGCACUGACGACUUCUGUAGCUUAUAAUAGAGCUUCUGGCAAAAUAGACAUUUGAAAGUCAUUAAAAAGUGCUAACCAAGCUUUACAUUAAAAUUUAUACGAAACAGUUAAUGCGACAGUCAACGACCUCGCCUCGCAUCGCCCUGUGCUGUUGUCGUUCGGAAGUUAUUGCGAUUAAUUUAUAAAAUAAACUCGGCCUGAUUGAAUCAUUCCUUUAGUAAAGAUAUAAAGUCGUAAUACAUGUUGUUUUUACAAAAUUAGAGAAACAAAUAAUAUUUUGUAUUAUAUUCGCGUUAUUUACAAGUUUAAUUCGCGUUGAUUGCAUUUAUUUUUCACAGAAAAUAUUUUUUGUAUAUUUUUUGACAUGGUUCUUUAUCGUUUAGACUUAGUUUUGUAAUUGUACUGAAGUAUUUCUGAUUUAUGAUUAGUUUUAGAUUUGUAUCAGUGUAGCCAUAUAACGCGGUGUCAAAUGUUUAUGUUCCUUUGCUAUUGAAAGCUUUUUAAAUAUAUAGAUUAUUAUGGUUGGUUUUAGCUGAUGUAACUCUGUAGCUAGUCUUAUGUUUGCAAUAUUGUAAAACAGCAAUAGCGUUUAUUCGUUUGAAGUGUCAAGACUCGUAUAAUAAUUUGGUUUGAAUGCAAUAAUUAUACAUGUACCGAAAUUAAGUUGUUUAGCUGUACUUCUAAAACGUGUCAGUAAUAUUUGUACAUUGUACCUUAUGGUUAUAAAGGAAUUACUAUCGGAUCUCUUGUUUACCUACAGUAUUUAAAAUUACAUGUCAUUUACAAGACUG
Messenger RNA from Vanessa atalanta (red admiral), 3651 nucleotides. RefSeq lists its product as uncharacterized. NCBI's taxonomy places the organism in Eukaryota, Metazoa, Arthropoda, Insecta, Lepidoptera, Nymphalidae. The record is from RefSeq and is a predicted model, not a curated record. The transcript is spliced from 4 exons. The coding region runs from base 301 to 1566 and encodes 421 amino acids.